This is a messenger RNA of Paraglomus occultum, 1938 nucleotides long. The record is from the annotation of a GenBank genome assembly. NCBI's taxonomy places the organism in Eukaryota, Fungi, Glomeromycota, Glomeromycetes, Paraglomerales, Paraglomeraceae.
AUGUACCUUCUCGGUGAAUUCCCUGUCAAGCGGGCCAUUAUCUCCAGCCUUAGACAAGCAUCCGGCACACGCCAAUAUCGCCGUCCAUACGCUCUACAAAAUCGUUUGUACUCGCAGAUCGCUCGCGACCCCAGUAAAACGCCAGCUACAUUUUCAAACCAGAGUCGUAUUCCUCGACUUCCCAUUCCCACACUUCAGGAGACUGCCGAGCGAUAUAAGAAAAGUUUAUUACCAAUUCUGAGUUCUGAGGAUUAUGUUCGAGCUGCCAAAGCAGUCGACGAAUUUGUUAGUCCAAAUGGACUAGGAGAGAUUCUUCAGCAGAGAUUACACGAGCUGGAUAAGCGAGAACCGAAUAAUUGGUUAGAAAAAAUCUGGUUGGCCAAAGCAUAUCUCGAGUGGCGAGAGCCUACUCUUAUAAAUGUCAACUGGUGGUGUGAAUUUCGUGAUCCAGCAGGCGGUAUCCUCAAAACUCCUCCACCCCGUGGAGAAUUAUCUGAUUUUCAACUGUCCAGAGCAGCAGGAAUCAUAUCGAAUUUAUUGACUUUUAGUGAUACAGUGAAUAAUGAACUACUCCCUCCCGAAUCGACAAGACAGGGUCCACUAUGUAUGAAUCAAUACAAAAACCAGUUUGGCACUACUCGCAUCGCCGACUCGCCAGCAGAUAGAAUAAUUACAACGUGGCCAGCGACAGCCAAGCAUAUCAUUGUUCUCAUGAGAGAUCAUAUAUUUAAAGUUCAAGUUCUCGGAGAGGGUGGCGCGCGAGUCCCGAUUAAAGCAAUAGAACAACAAUUGAGAACCGUGGCGACUAUGUUGAAAAAUGCACAACAAAUAGAUUCCCCCGUUGGUCUAUUAACAGGCGAGCACCGAGAUGCUUGGGCAGCGGCGAGAAAAGCUCUAGAGGAACUUUCACCUGAGAACCGCGCUUCGUUUAACGAAAUCGAUACUGCAUUGUUUGCUGUUUGCCUUGAUGAUUACUCUGUGGAUACCGAUAUCGAUAUCUCGCAUCAUAAUAUUUUCCAUGCGUUCAACGGCAGAAACCGCUGGUUUGACAAGUCACUUCAGGUCAUCAUACAGAACAACGGUCGUGCAGGCGUAAAUGGAGAGCAUUCGCCGGCAGAUGCCGUCAUCCCUGGUAACAUUUUCGAUAAUAUUUUGACAACAGAACCACAAGAUCCUCCGAAUGCGUCAACAGCAAUUACACUUCCGCCGCCGCAACCUCUUCAAUGGGUCCUUGACGACAAAUCAAUCAACGUCAUCAGCAAUGCAAAAGUUAAUAUUCAAAAGACCAUUGAUAAUGUUGAGAGUGUUCUACUGCACUAUUCCGAAUUUGGAUCGAGUUGGCUGAAGAGCGUGAAGGUCAGCCCAGAUGCAUUUGUUCAGAUGGUUCUUCAACUCGCUUAUUAUCGACAUCAUGGUGAACCGGUACCCACUUACGAAACGGCUUCAACAAGAGCAUUCCUGCACGGUCGAACCGAAACCGUGAGAUCAUGCUCGGUGGAUAGCGUUGCGUUUACCAAAAUUUUUGAUGAUAAAGAUGCCAAGAAAGAGGAGAAGCUUGCGUCGUUUGCGAAUGCCAUCAAGACCCAUUUAGAAUACAUGAUAGCAGCGAGCUCAGGCAAGGGUGUUGACCGCCAUCUUCUCGGAUUGCGCACACAAAUCCAAUCCGAUGAAGAACAAUCUCGAGCACACAUAUUUACCGAUCCGUCCUAUAUCCAAUCCAUGUACUUUAAAUUAUCGACAUCUAACAUGAGUCCAGGUGAUAAUUUUUAUGGUGGCUUUGGCCCUAUUGUUCCUGAGGGUUAUGGUAUCAACUAUGCUAUUGGGAAGGACAAUAUCAAGUUCAGCAUAAGCAGUUUGAAGACUUUUAGCGAGACGGAUAGCGUCGCUUUCAGGAAGACCCUCAAGAGUACAUUGGACGAUUUGAGAGCUAUAAUAUAG